This is a messenger RNA of Oenanthe melanoleuca, 5941 nucleotides long. RefSeq names its product family with sequence similarity 171 member B (gene FAM171B). NCBI's taxonomy places the organism in Eukaryota, Metazoa, Chordata, Aves, Passeriformes, Muscicapidae. The record is from RefSeq and is a predicted model, not a curated record. The transcript has 8 exons. Bases 117 to 2495 code for a protein of 792 amino acids.
CCGCCCGGCGCGUCUGUGGGCGGGCGCUGCCUCCGCCGAGCCGCCGGCAGGGCCCCGGUGCGGAGCGCGGUGCCGGCCUCCCGCAAUAUGCCUCCGCUGCCCUCGGGCUGCUCGCCAUGCCGGGCACCUGCGGCCGCCUCUCCGCGCUGCUGCCGCUGCUGCUAAUGCUGACCAUGGAGCGGCCGCCUCCUCCCGCCUUGGCCGCCGCCGCCCGCCCGCAGCAGCAGCGAGCGGCGCUGCCCGGGGCCGCCCCCGCCGCGGCAUCAGGUUCUGUUUUUACAUUAAAAGUUCAAGUAAAUGACAUCAUCAGUCACCAGUACCUGCCACAAGCGGUGGUAGAGGUGUUUGUUAACUACACCCUGACAAAUUCUACUCUUACUGGAAACAAUGGGGCAGUGUUAAUAAAAAUCCCCUACAAAUUAGGAUUAAGCUUAACUAUUGUCUCAUACAAGGAUGGCUACCUGCUGACACCUUUGCCUUGGAAGACUGCGAGAAUGCCAAUAUACUCGUUGGUGACGCUCUCAUUAUUCCCACAAAGUCAAGCUAAUAUAUGGCUGUUUGAAGAUACUGUCUUAAUUACUGGAAAACUGUCUGAUGCCAAAUCUCAGCCGAGUGUUCAGUUUCCAAAAUCUUUACUAAAGCUUCCAACAAAUCAUAUUGCAAAUGUUACAGCCUAUCUGACAGUGCCAGAGCAACUUUUGAAAGUGGACAGCUUUCUCCAAAUAACAGGAAUUAUUCUAAAUAAAUCAGGUUUCAAAAGCAUGGAAUUAACUCCUCUUGCUGCCAUAUGUGCAAAUGUUCUUUUGGCUGGGAAAGAACUGAACAUAAAUGGUCCCAUUCAGAUUAUACUUCCUCUUCCCACAACUGCUGUAAAAUCAGGAGAUGCUGUACCUGCCUGGACAUUUGAUAUGAAAAUUGGUGCUUGGGUAAACCGUGGGCUAGGAAUGGUGAAGGAAGUGGAUGGUCAGUUAGUGUGGACAUACACUGCUCAGCACUUGGGCUACUGGAUAGCAGCUCCACUGCCUGGAACCAGAGAAUCCAUUAUUAGUGCUGUUUCCAAGGACAUAACAGCCUAUCACACCAUGUUCCUUACGGCCAUAUUGGGAGGAACUGUUGUCAUCAUCAUUGGAUUUUUUGCUGUUCUUCUUUGUUACUGCAGGGAUAAAUGUCAUCGGACACAGAAGAAGGACAAAAACACAACCAAGCUGGAGGUCAUAAAAAAAGACCAGACAACAUCAACAACUCACAUAAAUCACAUCAAUGCUGUCAAAGGGUCUUUAAAGCUGGAGGACAAGUCUCAGUUAUAUACAGGGAAGAGUUCUUCAUACAGCCCUCAAAGGAGGCUGUCCAUAGACACAGAAGAUGGAAAAUCACAAGACAAUUUUAAAAUCUACUCAGAGGAUGCUUCUUAUCAGUCAUCUUGUCAGACUGGUCAGGCAGGAAAUUCGGCCCAUUUAGUGGAACCUAGUGCAGGAGUGAGGCUUUUACAGCAGCCCAAGCACAGUAACAGUACUAUUCCCCAGGCUCCUAGGGAUAUUCCAGACCAGAACAGAUACCUUUCACUGAAAGAGGAGAUGUAUGGGCUCACCCAUAUCCCAGAACAUCUAAUGCAUAUUUACAAUCAGCCUAUUGCUAUUCUUCAAACCUCAGACCUUUUCCACUCCCCAGAACAAUUGCAUCCUGCUAAAUCAGCAACGUUGCCAAGGAAAGGGCAGUUGGUGUAUGGCCCCAUGAUGGAACCCAUGAGUCGUGACAGUUACAUGCAAACACUCCCCAAAAUGCCCGUGCAUUCCCAUCCCCAGCCCUCUGCCUGCAGAGAUGAGAACAGUGCCCUGGAUGGUGAAGAGGGCUUACCUUCCCAAACAUCCAACUGGGGCAGGUACACCAACAGCUUACUGGAAUCUGUCUCUGUUCCUGGGACACUGAAUGAAGCAGUUGUAAUGACUCCCUUUUCAUCAGAACUUCAAGGGAUUUCAGAACAAACGUUGCUGGAACUCUCUAAAGGAAAACCAUCUCCGCAUCCUCGAGCAUGGUUUGUGUCCCUGGAUGGAAAGCCAAUUGCUCAAGUGAGGCAUUCUUUCAUAGAUCUGAAAAAGGGCAAAAAAACUGAGAGUAAUGACACCAGUCUGGACUCUGGUGUGGACAUGAAUGAGCAUCAUCCUAACAGGAAACUGGAGAGAGAGAAAACUUUCAUUAAAAGUAUGCCACAUUCUAAGAUUCUUUACUUGGAAGAUUUGGAUCUGAGCAGCAGUGAAAGUGGGACCACUGUUUGCACUCCAGAGGACCAGGCUGUGAGACACAUUAUGGAAGGAGGGAAUGGGCGAGUCCUAGAACAGCGUGAUGAGGAAGGUCUAAGGAAAAAAUCUCUACCAGGAAGUCAUGAAUCUGGUAUCCCUUCUGCUAAAAAAAGGGAUAGACCACCUCUCAUGAAAAGAGAUAGCAAAACCAACAUCUGGAAGAAAAGAGAGGAGAGGCCACUUAUUCCCAUAAAUUAAAACACAAUGUGCUUUGUGCUGUUGCUCUCCCUGCUGGUUGUUGAUCUCUUGCCUGCUUCUGUAAUUAUGCAGUGUUGGGUUUACAUGGGAAAUGUUGUUUUCUAGUAUCAAGAAAAGUUUCAUUUUUUAAUGUACCGAUUGAGUUACCAAACUUCAGCUGGGCAAUUGAUAUUCCAUGUGAAUUGAAAACAGGGACAUGCUACUAUUCAAUUUUUCCAGUUCCUAAUUUUACUGGCAGUAUGGGGAAGGCCCACAUUUUACUUAGCCUGUCAUUCUUGGACACACCUUUGGGAAUGCACAGUGAGAAAUGUAGGCACAUGAUUUAAUUUUUUUGUACUUGUAGCUAAUGCAAUGGUAGCCUAGUUAAAGCCAUUCCUCAGCCUUGUUCCUAAUCAACCUGACCAUCUGUACAGUAUUUUAUAUGUGAACUUUUCUAGGGAUCCCUUACUACUUCUUUGUACAAUGUGAAAUGUUUCAUCCAUGGGUCCUGUGACACCAGCAGAUGAGCUCUGCUGGAUUUGUCAGCAGAGCUCUAUAGCAUUGCUUCCCUCCCUGUGUGCCCAUCCAUGUGCAAUUCCAUACACCAGUGAGGGAAGGGGAAGGGUACAAGUGUGGCCACUGCAGUUCAUGGUCUCUGCUAUCUUAAGAUGUUGCCCAUCUGCUUUGUUUAAACCUGCUUUGUUAUUGCCCAUGGAUGCUGAGGACUUACAUCAGCUAUGAAGGGUCCACAUCCAGCAGAAAGGGACUGGUUCUGGUAGCAUUUGAAGCUGCAGCUGCUCUUUCUCUUCUGCAUGCUGUUGGGCCAGCCUUGAAUCUCUGCAUAUUUAUAAGUGAGAGUUUGGCCCAUGAUGAAGUGUGCAAGAUUAGACAAAUUAUGCCUUGGAAAUAGUUUCUUGAACAGGAAAGCUCGGCACUGUUGCUUUUUAUUUUAUGUUUAAAACAAUGGGUGAUUAUCUGAGGUUUAUGUGCCUACAUUUUGCCAGCCUGAGCUGUUUUUGUCUAGGUUUGCAGAGGAGUUAAACAGGCUUUAAAAGUUGGGGGGGGGGAGGGUUAUGAGCAUGAGACAGCAGAUUGCAAAAUUUGGUCUAUAAUGCAAUAUAAAUACUAUUUAUGACUCAUCUUAGAGUUAAAUUUACCAAAAGUCAUGAAUGCAUGAAUUGUAACUAAGAUAUGUAUAGAGGAAGGAAAGGCCAUCAGGAUAUUCUUUAAUUUUAAUGUUCAUCUUGUCAAAGCGGUAAUUUCAACUUUGGCUAACAGAAAAAUGGAUGCAUCUCUUAAUGUGCUUCAUAUAGUAAACAGAAUGUAUUUCUGUGGCUUUGAGGCUGUUUCCCUGGUGAAAUAAGUUCCAGCAUUUUGGCUUUGGUAGUUUGAUUAUAAAUCAUCCUAAAAAGGCUUUAUAAAUAUUUCCCUUAGAGCUUGGUUAAGAUUCUGUACCAAGAUCCAAACAUACAAUGCCUAUGUUUGAUUUGUGAUGUGAGUGGUGCUUGGUUGCCUGCCCUGUAGUACACUCAAGAGUUGGGAAAUAUCCUAUACUGGGCUUCUGGGAAUAUUUACUCAGGAAAUAUUACUGUGAAAAAUGUCUGUUGUGUUGGGAUUGUCAAGUGUCUGGUGCUGUUUCUAGAAGAAUAUAGAAGAUAACCAGGAUGUACCAGCAAUGCAUCAGUCCAAACUGAGCGUUUGCUUCAUGAACAGAAUGUUCCUAUUGAGUUCACAAGUAAAAAGUGCAAAUUAUGUUUGAGAUAGGUGUGUGUGUGUGUGUGGUGGGUUGACCUUGGCUGGAUGCCAGGUACCCAUCAAGCUACUCUAUUGCUCCCCUUUCCCAGCUGGACAGGGGAGAGAAAAUAAGAUGGAAAACAACUCCUAGAUUGAGAUAAAGGAGUUGGCUAAGGCAAAAGCAAAAGCCUGUGUGUGCACAAAGAGGAAAAAAUAUAGGUUUGUUCUCUACUUCUUGUCAGCAUGCAAUGCUGCUUCCUGGGAAGCAGGGCUUCAACACGUGUAGUGGUUGUUCCAGAAGGCAAACCUUGUAAAUAACAAAUGCCCCCACUUCUUCCUCCUUUCCUUAGCUUUUAUAUGUGAGCUGACUUCACAUAGUACCUUUGGGUAAUUUGGGUCAGCUGGCUUAGUUGUGUCCCCUGCCAGGAUCUUGCCCACCCCCAGCCUGCUGUUUGGCAGGAAAUGUGGAGAGUGAGCACUGAUGCUGUGCCAGCCCUGCAGAGCAGUAGCCAAAACACUGGUGUGUUACCAACACCUUUCCAGCUCCCAAUGGAAAGCACAGUGAUGGGAAGGCAGCUAUGGGAAAUGAUCUCCAGCUCAGCCACACCCAAUAUCCACGAGCAUCACAUCACAGGAGGGAAUCUCAGCUCUGGUGCCUGGAGCACCUCCUCCUCCUCCUUCAGCACUGACCUUGGUGUCUGCAGAGUAGUUCAUCUCACAUGUUCUCACCCUGCCCUUCUCUGGCCACAUCUUUUUUUUCUUUCUCAAAUCUGUUAUCACAGAGGCAUUACCAUCGUUUCUGAUUGGCACAGCCUUGGUCAGCAGCAGCUCUGUCCUGGAGCUGCUGGCAUUGGCUCUGCUGGACAUUGGGGAAGCUUCUGGCAGCUUCUCACAGAAGCCACCCCUGUAGACCCCCCACUAUCAAAACCUGUCUUCCCAAACCCAGUACACACAGUGAAGGAGCUGUCCCCCUGCAACCCCUGGAGUGCAGGGAUCCACCUACAGCCUGUGGAGGAUGCCUGAAAGAGGCUGGGAGCCCAUGAGAGACUGUGCUGCAGCAAGCUCCUGGCAGGAGCUGUGGAGAGAAGAGCCCAUGCUGCAGCAGCUUUCCUGGGGGCAAUUUUGGGGGACUGCUGCUGGAGGCAGGCUGUGCCUGAAGGACUGCACCCUGUGGAAGAGUGAGCCACGUUGGAGCAGUGUGUGGAGAACUGUUGCCUGGAGAGGUUCAUGGAGAGCAGCCUCCUGUGGGAGGGACCCUGUGCUGGAGCAGGGGAAGGACUUCUGUCCCUGAGCAGUGGCAGAAAGCACGAGAGAUGAACUGACCCAUUCCUGUCUCCCUGUGUCACUGCUGGGAGGAAGUAGAGCUGGGAAAGAGGAAGGGGUGGGGGGAAGGGGUUUCUAAGAUUUAUUUUACUAUCCUGCUCUGGUUUUGUCAGUAAUAAAUUCAGUAUAUCCCCAAGGUGAGUGAGUGAGUCUGUUUUGCCUGUGACAGUAUUCAGUAAGUGAUGUCUCCCAGUCCUUUUCUCAAUUCAUGAACUUUCCAUCGUAUUUUCUCUCCUCUGUCCACUUUGUGCAAGGGGUUGGUAAGAGUGGCUUUGGUGGGUGCCUGGCAUCUAGCCAGGGCCAAACCACUAGUGUGCAAAUAAGUCUGUAAUUAAAUUGGCCUAAAGGACCUAAAAGAGGUUUAAUUAUGAUUCAUCUAUUUCAGAUGUGAAGAUGGUUUGUCAUAUUAG